AUGAGGAUCCGGUUGAAUUCAAAUGCCCUUGUUCAGUUCCCUCGUAUCGUCGCAAAUUGUGAGGACACCAAAUUAUCAAAAGUUAAAAAUAGCUGGUGGGGCGACGCGACGUUCGCUCAUCAUAUGCGGCUGUUGCCUCAGUCCAUCGCUGCUGCUCUUUAUCGCAAACCGGCGACCUUUGCCGCCGUGAAUUGCAGAUUGACUUCCGGAUUGGCCUGCCCUAUGCAGAAGCAGACAUUCCGCCCCAAAAAAGUCCUGAUUUUAAGCAAAGUGACACGGUAUGAAUUUGAGAAACGGCUGCAUAACAAUGCCGACGACAAACAGCUGGAAACAGUGUUAGGUCGUCGAGGAUCUGAUUACAACCUACUGUUUUCCAAGCAUGAAAUCCAUCAUGCUUAUUUAAAAACGAUCCAGUCUGAGCUUGAAAAAGCAGGCGUGGAAUCGAGAGUAGUACAGCGGUCUGAAUAUACUGAAGAAGCUGUGCAGUGGGCAGAUGCAGUAAUGAGUGCUGGUGGCGAUGGUACUUUCCUUCUCGCUGCAUCACGAAUCCAUCAAAACAAUAAGCCCGUAAUUGGCAUAAAUACGGACCCUCAAGGGUCGGAAGGUUACAUGUGUUUGAUGAGGAAACUGCCAAAGGAGCAUUUUAGAUCAGCGCUUCAGCGAUUACUGGACGGAGAUUUCAGUUGGUUGUAUCGUCAGCGUCUUCGCAUUGUGCUGAGAAGCGACGCUCCAAACGGAGUUGGUGAUUCAGUCGAUUUACACGAUCGGCAGUUGAACAAGGAACCGUACACUUCUCGAUGGAUGGAUGUGUCUUCUAAGCCCGGUGCGUCAACUCAGCGAACACCGCAACAGCGUUCCCCCCGAAGCACUGACGCCAGUCCAUUUUCGAGUACUGCUAAAAAGAAGCGUACUCGUUCUUCAUCGGAGAAGGUGACAAUGCAAUUACCGGUCUUGGCUCUGAACGAAGUAUUCAUCGGUGAAAGCUUGUCUUCUCGAGUUUCCUAUUAUGAGAUACAAAUUGACAAUAGCAAGAUGGUUAAACAAAAAAGCAGUGGGAUCGCAAUUUGCACAGGUACUGGUUCUACAUCGUGGUAUUUCAAUAUCAACAAACUGACUGAACAAUGUGUUUCUGAAUUGCUUGCUAUAACCUCGGAUCGCUGCAAGGUCAACUUACCGGUGGACGACAAAAAGGUCAUAAGUGACAUAUGUACAAAAUUCAAUCAACAGCUCAUAUUUUCACCUGAUUUACGACAGAUGGCAUUCACAGUACGGGAUCCCAUUUUUAACGCAACAUUUCCACCGACGGUACCUCGAGGUUUCGCUGAGAAGAUAUUGGUUAAAAGUCGUGGUUAUGAUGCACAUCUGGUAGUAGACGGAGGUGUCUCGUAUCGAUUUAACGAUGGAGCUGAAGCUUCGAUUGAAGUUCACGAAGAGGAUGCUCUGCAGACGGUUGUAUUUAGAUAG
Necator americanus (New World hookworm) is the source of this 1464-nucleotide messenger RNA. RefSeq lists its product as uncharacterized. Bases 1 to 1464 code for a protein of 487 amino acids. Gene Ontology annotation, molecular function: NAD+ kinase activity. The record is from RefSeq and is a predicted model, not a curated record. Lineage: Eukaryota; Metazoa; Nematoda; Chromadorea; Rhabditida; Ancylostomatidae. Gene Ontology annotation, biological process: NADP+ biosynthetic process; NAD+ metabolic process. The transcript has 12 exons. Gene Ontology annotation, cellular component: mitochondrion.